UCUCCAUCGUGUAUCUUUCGAGGGUUAGGGUUUACAGAUUUGGAAAUCGGGAAAGAUGAUCGAAGUAGUGUUGAACGAUCGGCUCGGGAAGAAGAUCAGGGUGAAGUGCAAUGAAGAUGACACGAUCGGCGACCUGAAGAAGCUGGUGGCGGCGCAGACGGGAACAAGGGCGGAGAAGAUCCGGAUCCAGAAGUGGUACAACAUCUACAAGGAUCACAUCACCCUCAAGGACUACGAGAUCCACGACGGAAUGGGUCUCGAGCUUUAUUACAAUUGAAAUCCACCACUUAUCUAUGUAAUUCAUGCUUAUUAGGUUCACUGCCUACUUUUUUAUCUUAUUAGGGUCUCUGUCUACUCUUUUAUGUAAUUCUGGCUUUUAAUUCUAUAAUUACUGGAUUUCAAUCCUGGUUGUGUUCUUAAGAUAUCCAUGAUUCUCGACAGUUUUAUUUUAAGUA
This is a messenger RNA of Rubroshorea leprosula, 455 nucleotides long. The record is from the annotation of a GenBank genome assembly. NCBI's taxonomy places the organism in Eukaryota, Viridiplantae, Streptophyta, Magnoliopsida, Malvales, Dipterocarpaceae.